AUGAUUUGGAUUAGAUCCACUUGUGUUCUGUCUUUCAUCUUGUUUUGUGCCCACAUAGCAGCUGUAUCUAUUAAACAUCUCUCUAAAGGAAAUGUGCAUGAUGAAGAUUUUGAUGAACAGAGGGAUAUUUCAGAAAUCAAUUUUGCUGAAGGCUUGGAUCUCUUUCAAGGGGACAUCCUCCUAAGGAACUCCAGAAAUGGCCUGAGAGACCCUAACACCAGAUGGAAGUUCCCCAUCCCUUACAUUCUGGCUGACAAUUUGGGGCUGAACGCCAAAGGAGCCAUUCUUUACGCCUUUGAAAUGUUCCGCCUCAGGUCCUGUGUGGAUUUCAAGCCCUAUGAAGGAGAGAGCUCAUACAUCAUAUUUCAGAAGUUUUCUGGGUGCUGGUCUGAGGUUGGCGAUCAACACGUGGGACAGAACCUUUCCAUUGGCCAGGGGUGUGACUAUAAGGCCAUCAUUGAACAUGAGAUUCUCCACGCUUUGGGAUUUUACCAUGAGCAGUCAAGAACUGACCGGGAUGACUAUGUGAACAUCUGGUGGGAUGAAAUUCUUCCAGGUUUUGAGCACAACUUUAACACCUAUGAUGACAGCUUCAUCACAGACCUCAACACGCCCUAUGACUACGAGUCUUUGAUGCACUACGAGCCUUUCUCAUUUAACAAGAAUGAAAGCGCUCCUACCAUCACGGCCAAGAUCCCUGAGUUUAACACCAUCAUUGGGCAGCGCCUGGACUUCAGUGCCACUGAUUUGGAGAGGCUGAACCGAAUGUAUAAUUGCACCACAACUCACACCCUUUUGGACCACUGUGCUUUUGAGAAGGCAAACAUCUGUGGGAUGAUUCAGGGGACCAGAGAUGAUGCUGACUGGGUCCAUGAGGACAGUUCGCAGCCUGGACAAGUGGACCACACCUUGGUGGGACAAUGCACGGGUGCCGGCUACUUCAUGCACUUCAGCACCAGACUGGGGGUGGCAGAAGAGGCAGCCCUGCUGGAGUCACGGAUUCUUUACCCAAAGAGGAAGCAGCAGUGCCUGCAAUUUUUCUAUAAAAUGACAGGAAGCCCUUCAGAUCGGCUGGUCAUCUGGGUCAAGAGGGAUGACAGCACGGGCAAUGUUCGCAAGCUGGUCAAGGUGCAGACCUUCCAAGGAGAUUUGGACCAAAAUUGGAAAAUUGCCCAUGUGACACUUAGAGAAGAAACGAAGUUUCGCUACCUUUUCCAGGGCUCCAAAGGUGACCCCCAGAACUCAAAUGGGGGAAUUUACCUAGAUGAUAUCACCCUGACGGAAACCCCAUGCCCCACAGGCGUUUGGACAGUACGGAAUUUCUCGCAGGUCCUUCAGAGCACAGUUAAAGGGGACAAGCUCCUGAGUCCUCGAUUCUACAAUUCAGAGGGAUAUGGUUUUGGGUUGACUUUGUACCCUCAUGGCAGAGCAAGCUACAGUCCAUCUGGCUACUUAGGAGUUGCUUUUCACCUGUGCAGUGGGGAGAAUGAUGCUAUCCUGGAGUGGCCAGUGGAAAACAGACAGGUGAUAAUGACAAUACUCGACCAGGAACCCGAUGCCAGGAAUAGAAUGUCCUCAAGCAUGGUGUUCACUACCUCUAAGUCCCAUACAUCUUCAGCCAUAAAUGACUCCGUCAUCUGGGACAGGCCGUCGAUUGUGGGAUCCUAUCAUAAGGACUGUGAUUGUUUUAGAAGCAUCGACUGGGGCUGGAGUAAUUUUCUCUCCCACGAAAUGCUAAAAAGGAAGAGUUUCCUUAAAAAUGACGACCUUAUACUUUUUGUGGACUUUGAAGAUAUAACACACCUUCUCCAGACUGAAGUUCAAAUUGAAGACACAAGGCUGAUUCCCCAAGGCCUCGUUCUCCAGGGCCGGGAGCAGCAGACCUCAGAAGAAGGCACAGGAAGGGGCUUGUUAGAGAAAGCCCUACCCAGCAACCUGGACCAGGGGCAGCCCAGCCGACCGAAGCGGUCAGUGGAGAACACAGGCCCCUUGGAAGACCACAAUUGGCCCCAGUACUUCAGAGACCCAUGUGACCCAAACCCUUGCCAAAAUGAAGGCAUCUGUGUGAACGUGAAGGGGAUGGCGAGCUGCAGGUGCGUCUCCAGCCAAGCCUUCUUCUACACGGGGGACCGCUGUCAGGCCAUGCAGGUGCACGGCAGCCUCCUGGGCCUGAUGAUUGGAGGCACAGCCGGCGUACUCUUCUUGACCUUCACCAUCAUCAACAUCCUGUCUCAGAAGCCAAGGCAGUGA
Molecule: messenger RNA, 2250 nt
Organism: Prionailurus viverrinus (fishing cat)
Lineage: Eukaryota; Metazoa; Chordata; Mammalia; Carnivora; Felidae
Gene: MEP1A
Product: meprin A subunit alpha
Exons: 14
Coding region: 1-2250 (749 amino acids)
Biological process (GO): proteolysis
Cellular component (GO): membrane
Molecular function (GO): protein binding; zinc ion binding; metalloendopeptidase activity
Source: RefSeq, a predicted model, not a curated record